AUGGAACUGGAAUCAUAUGUAGAUAAUUCGCGAAAUUUGACCAUAAAAUCUACUAUUCCAGGGGUAACAUUAUCUGAGCCAUGUUGUGUUGGCAUCGAUGAAGCGGGCCGAGGGCCAGUACUUGGUAAAAGAUUCCUUUCUUUUUGCCUUUUUAACUUAACAGUGCAUGUAGCCAGAAUGCUUAAGAACUAUUGUAGAGCAAACUUAGCUAAAGGUUAUAAUGGACAGUCUCUGUUUUUCAGGGCCAAUGGUUUAUGGAAUUUGCUAUUAUCCAAUAUCAAGAGCAGAAGAAGUUAAAAAUCUUGGUUUGGCAGGUAAGUCCGUAUAAGAAUUAAAAUGAUUGCUCAUUAUAAGGCUAAAAGUCAAGAAUAUGGUACGUGUCAGACUCCAAGGCACCCUGCGAAAAGAGCCUCCUCUUGUCUUCUUGGAAAAGGAGGAGAGUGAGGAGGCUCUGGCUGAAUCGCGUCAAGCGUUUGAAGUGUCCGCAACCUCCGGUUGUUCAAACGUUGGAUAGCGCUAUCCAGCGGAUAAGUAUUGGGGAAACUAAUAAUUGUACUAUCCACAGGAUAGAGAUUUAUCCAGCGGAUAGCGCUAUCCAGCCUUGAACAACCGAGGCCUGGACUAGUCAAUCUUCUUUUAUCAAACGCAAGUAUCCCUUUAUUGAUAAACUGAUGGUCAUGACUGAGCCUAUUGUACCACACGGACGGCUAUUAGGCCUGGGUUCAAAACUGUAUGAUAGCAACAUGCAGCGCAUGCUCAACAAAGACCUUACUCAAUUCAAGCAGAGUCUUACUUGAGUACCCCAAAGUGAAGCAAGCAAAAGAAAGGCUCUGCUGGCGAGGUGACCCCUGGGGAACUCCCAUGGAGAUGCUCGUCAGAAAAUUGUGCAUCAGUGAAUUCCAGUGUAUCUACAUGGCUAACCCUUGACAUGGUAGCCUGUACACAGACGUUGUUUUAUUUUUCUUUUCUUUCUUUUCGAAAAACAUCGGCGAGCUCAUGAGUGAAGCAAGCAUGCAAGAAUGAGCACAGAGCGCAAGAAAGAAAAAUAAAGAACGUCUAUAGACCCCCUUGAACUGGUGGUCAAUAAAUCCCCUGCAGUUUAUAUUUUAUCACCCGGGCUAGAUGUACUUUGAAGAGAAAAUAGAGGGUCUGUGAUACAGGCUACUGACAUUGGCAUUUUAUUUUUUUCUUGGGGGUGGGGACAAAGGAAGACAGCAGGGGUAUUUUGCUGAAUGCAGAAUGCCAAAUGACUCUGAAGUUUAGUGAUUAGGGUUAGGAAACUGAGUGAAUCAAGUUUCAGGUCAAUUUUCCCAGUAUAAUGACCCUAAAUGGAACCUGAUUCACUCAGUUUCCUAACCCUAAUCACUAAAUUUCUGAGUCACUUGGCGUUCUGCAUUCUGCAUUUAGCGUUCUGUGUUCUGCAAAAUACUCCUGCUGAGAAAUGCACAGACACUAACUUUGGUUCCUGAGAGGGUGCCUCAGUAACUGGUUAUGUGAGCUAACUGAAAAAUGUACUGGGAAGUGCGCGAUUUACAGUUUCUGUCAACCUUUUAUUUUCCCUUUUUUCUCCCCAGAAAUUAAGUCAAUACAUGGAAAAAAAUAAGACUAAGGCUGCAGAUCUCAAUAUCAGAUAAACUUCAUAGGGAACCAACCCACUCCAGAGUUUGUAAACAAUAAAGUUUGUGAUUAAAAUGUGCCCAGGACAACUUGUGGUGUCAGAGAGACUUUGCUGUUUUUCAUAGGAUUUCUCUAUUCUUUCCAGAUUCAAAAACCCUGUCAGAGGAGCAACGCGAGGAACUUUUUAAAACUGUGGAUGAAAACAAAGAGUUUAUAGGCUGGGCUAUAAAUAUUUUGUCACCAAACUAUUUGUCCAAGAGUAUGCUGAAAAGGUAAAAUCCUUGGAUCAUCUAGAUAUUUUAUAGUCAGAUAAAACUCUCUGAAGUCUACUGCCAGAAUGAUCUUCCCUGCCUCUUUGAAAACAAGCUUUGAAGUGGUAUUUUCGUGACUGCAAAGAACAGUUUUUUUUUUGUCUCAUAAUUGUUUCAUUUAAAUCACACUGUUAAAGUUACAGUGUACCUCUUUGUAACUUUAGCAAAUAACAGUUACAUUUUUUUGUAAACAUUGCACAAUUAAUGUCCAGCUAAAAUCUGCCCAUGUUUGUGUACAUGUACCUGUGGUCGGUCAGGCAUGAUGACCGGACUGCUAUCAAAGACUAUAAUUUUGUUGCUGAAGAAUUUUAUAUAGUAACUUAAGAAAUUAAAGUAAAUAUAAUGUUUGUCCGACAAAAAGGGUGACCUGGUGCAGGGCUCAAAAAAAGUCCCAUCUAGUAGUCUGGGACAAACUAGAUUUUUUUGCUGGGCAAUUAACUUUCUAAUAUUUCUUGCCCAGUGGGCAAGGGUCUAGACAAGUCAUCCUCUCACAAAAUCAGUAACAUUAUUAAAAGAGGAGCAAAAAGUGGCCUUGGGCAGUCAAAAUGUAAGAGCUGGUUGCCCAAAGGACGAGCUGGAAUGCAAGUUUUUUUUUCAAGCCCUGUGGUUGGACAUGUCUUUUCUAUAAUGAAGUGUAAAAUGAGAGUGUCUAGUAUAGAUGGACAAGGUUUAAUACAGCUGUAGGUUAAGCCUGAAGAAUGUUUGAUCAGUUCCAGAGCUGUCACUCGAGAUUUCAAGGUACUACAUGUAGCAUGGAGUUGAACAGCUAUCAAGAUAUUGUGUUGGUUCUACGUUCCUUUUACUGCCUGUAAAAGUAGCCAGGGUUCAUGCUCAUAGUAGCUAGGGGAAAUCCCCCAUCCCCUGCCCUUAAAUAGAUCACUACCAAUACUAAUACUAUUCCACACUUUUUUGAAAGGACAAAGUACAGUUUGAAUGAAGUUUCACAUGAUACAGCCAUUGGCUUGAUUAACCUUCUUCUCACAAACAACAUAAAUGUACAUGAGGUAGGGAUAUAAAGUUAUCUAAACUUGUAGGCAUGUGGUAUCUUAAGUCUUUAAAUUUUAUCAUUAAUUUUUUCUUGUCUUUCCUAGUUCCUUAUACAAAUUAGGGCAAGUGUUUACUUAUUCCUCAAACAAGAGUAUUUUCUUGCAGCAUGAUCAAGAAAUCUGCAUAAAAUAAAGUUCAUUAAGUCUGCAAUGAAAGAAUGAAUGACAAUGUACCUUCGUUUAUACUGUUGAACCCUGAUAACAAUAUGGCUCAGUAGGUGUAUACUGUACUUGUAGAGAGGUGCAGCAUGCUAAUUUAAGUUAAUAAUAAAGUCUUUAAAAUGUUUUAGGUUUAUGUUGACACUGUGGGAGUGGCUGAAAAAUACCAAGAUAAACUUCAGAAGAUAUUUCCUGGUCUCCAGAUUACUGUCACACCAAAGGCUGAUGCCAAGUUUCCUGUUGUGAGUGCAGCUAGUAUUUGUGCAAAGGUAAUAACUCAAAAUUUUGUUUCAAAAUAGACCAAUUAAAGACGAGAGCAGUUUCCUAACGUUUUUAUUAAAAUUCUUUACUGAGUAGAUGGAUUGUUAAAAUACUUGAAUGUUACUAAUCCAUUUGCAAAACCCUUGAGAAUCAUUUGUUUUUAUAAAACGUUAUGAUCGUAUUGUAUUGUAUAGUUGGGCAAUUAAGCAUGCUGAAAACUUGUGUGCUUGAGUGGCCACUGGUAACUUUGCUGUGUCGUAGAAUCAAUAGCAAGGGUUUUAUGUGCUUGAUGUCUCAAACAUUAUUUUUACCAGGUUGCUCGAGACAAAAUUCUUAAAGAAUGGAAAUUUCUGGAAAACAUUGAAUUUAACAAGGAACAUGGAUCUGGUUAUCCAUCAGGUAAAACAUUCUUAUAUGUGGUGUAACCAAGUUUGUUUAGUAAGAACAACCUCCAAGUGUCUGGAUAUAAGAUGAAAUGCCGUUUUAGUCAAGAGUAUUUAAUAUAGAUGCUGAAAUUAGCAAUAGAUUUUGAGUAAAAAUGCAAAGCUAAAGUUUUUUAGUAAAGUUUCCUUCAUGGUAACACUUUCCAGGUUUUCUUUUCUACGACGAAUGUUGUGAGGUUGUAGCCCAGCCUUUCAAAAUAUCUUGUGUUCAUAUAGCUUCAACCUUACAUUAACAUAUACCUUGCAAGCAAAACAGAUCACCACAAGUGAGAAUACUUGGCACAUACUAUGUAAAAUUGUGUGUGCAAAGUAGACCAGUCACCAUGGUUACCAUAAUCUGUUGUCAUUCUUUACAGAUCCUACAACCAAAAAAUGGUUAGCUGAGUCCAUAGACAAGGUUUUUGGUUUUCCUCAACUUGUUCGAUUCAGCUGGUCAACCUGCAGUAAUAUUUUGGACAGUAAAGCAGUUGCAAUACAUUGGUAAGUUGAACAAACUCCAAUAUUAUGAUUCUAAUUACUGGUACUCCUUAUGGAUAAAAAUUAGGUCCAUUGAUUCAAGGCAUUUGUCAUGUACUUAUGUUCUAACUUUUAGUUAGGACCAAAAUCUGCCAUUGAAACCUUUCAAAUGAAACAUGUUGGCACAUGAUGCUAUUUGUUCUUCAGUAUUUUAGUGUUUUGCAAGAUGCAACAGGCCAUUUGCAUGAUGGAGUCAUUUAACUACUAACACUAAAAUCCUUCAUAUUUAAAUUUGGUCAUCCCAGAAUGUUUACAUGUAAAUAACAAAAGCCCUAAUUUAAACAAGAAAGCAAAACCCUGAAGGAUUCUGUAUUAGUAGAACGAUGUCAUUGUGCAAAUGGCGUAUUUGGAAAAAAAGUUUCUUGAAUUUUGCUUUUGGCAAGACAGCAUUAUUCGGUCAGACUAGUCAGAUUUUAUGUAGCUACUGAAGUGUCCGUAAGAAUAUCAAAGGUACAGAAGUAACUCCCCAUUUAUUUUAUGUUUUCCGUCUCCUCAAUAUAUCCUAAUGAAAAUUGUAAUAAAAAAUUUUAUGUAAUAACAGGGACGAUGAUGACGAUGAUGAAGAUGAAGCAGCAAAAGGAACUGCGUCCAUCACUUCUUUCUUUACACCUAAAUAUGAUUCUAAUGACCGUCAGAAACACCAGUUUUUUAAAGAACGCCAAUUAGAACCUGUUGAAAAGUUCUAAAAGAAGCAUUGUGCUUGAAAUGGGUGCAGUUAAAUUCUGUGUACAAAGAUACUAAUGUUACUACUUAUAGCAUAUAAUUAUAUUGUAAUAAAGUAUUUGACAAUAAUAUUAUUUUUAUGAGCUGUUGCUUGUUCAUCAUUGAGCAAGUUCCAAUAAACCUUUAGACUGUAAAUGUGUCUAAUAAUAUUAAUUUCAUAUCUUCAUGAGGAGUGUACGAUAAAAGGGAUGUCUAAAUUAAUACUAGUAAGAAUCUCAUGCCUAAGGUAUCAUUUUUCAACUUGAACCCAACAUGACUAGGUUGUUUAUAAUGUUUCUGUUAAAUGUGUCAGUCUACA
Porites evermanni is the source of this 5374-nucleotide messenger RNA. The record is from the annotation of a GenBank genome assembly. NCBI's taxonomy places the organism in Eukaryota, Metazoa, Cnidaria, Anthozoa, Scleractinia, Poritidae.